AAAACUACCAUACUACCUCUUUCUCUUUCAUCCUUUGAUAACAACAUACUUAUUAUUUAUAACAUUAACAUCUCCAUCAUAAAGAUAUAAAAUCAUCACAAACCAUCUCCAUCAUUAAAAAAAAAAUAAAAAACAUCACAAAUUAAAAAAAAAAAAAAGCAAGAAUAAAAGUCAACAUGGUUGAAAUUCCCUCCAAUUUCAUCACCAAACCAAACCCCCAAAAACCUCAUUCUACCCUACCUUCCUCCUCAAGGGCCCCCCCCCCCCAAACACAACCUUUACCCUUUAUUAUUCUUUCCUUCCUACUACUUACUUCCUCCAUUCUCAUCUCAUCUAACCAAAAAAAAUUCUCUUUUCAAAAAACCCCAUUUUCUCUCUCCUCUCUCCUACAAUCAUUCACAUGAAAAAAAUGCCUCAAGUUGAUCUCACCUCAGUUUGCGCCGGCGUAACCCACGACAACAAAGUCGCCUGCGAAACUCUCGCCGGAGAUUCCUUCACCGGCGACGAAGAAGAAGAAUCUCCGGCGCCGGCGGAAACACAAAAUCCCGAUUAUGCCCCUGAAUCUUUCUGGCUAUCUAAAGACGCUGAGCUUGAUUGGUUAGACAGAAACGCUUUCCUUGAUAGGAAAGAUUCCGGCAAAGGGUCUAAUAGUAAUUCAACUAAUUUAAACCCGGUUCACAUUUCCGCCGGUUCACAGCGUUAUUCGACGAAUUUAAAGUCGUCGAAAGCGUCACUUAUUGCGCUACCGAAACCACAGAAGCAGAAUUACGCCGAAGUUAAGAACCGGAGACAUUAUAAGCCUUCGAGUAUACGUUUGUUUCCGAAACGGUCUGAUUCGGUUGGGAGAAAACCGGUUGUUGCGUUGUCUGAACCGGGUUCACCUAAGGUUUCUUGUAUGGGCCGGGUUCGGUCUAGAAAGGAUAGGAAUAGGCGAGGGAAGAAUCGGAGUAAUAAUAAUAAUAAUAAGAAGGUUAAUGAACCGGGUUUGGUUAGGAAUAAGAGUGUUGUAAAAGAUAGGCGUAGCGGGUUUUGGAAAAAUAUUCGGUCUAUUUUUCGGUUGAAAGGGAGUAAAAUGGGUGGUAAAGCGGACGAGGAGUUUGAGGGUAAUGUGAAUAAAAGUUCGAGUUUAAAGAAAAAACGCGGGUUUAAUAACUUUAAUUCCAAUAAUGACGUUGGUGUUGGUGGUUUAAGUGAGGAGGUUGGUUCGGUUGGACCGCCCGGGUUGGGUGGAAUGAAACGGUUUGCGUCGGGCCGGAAAUCAGAUGGUUGGGCCGGUGACGUGGAAUUUGACGGUGCGAAAUCUGAACCGUUGGAUCCACGUGGUCCAAUCUGGCGGCGUAGAGAGGCGGGCCCACCUGUAGAGAUCGAGGUAGAUCGUGAUUGGCGGGUUGUGGGACCCAUUUCUGUAUGAUGUGUUGGAAGGUAAGUGGGUCCCACUUUUAAACUGUUUAUUUAGGUUAUAUGUAUACAUUGUCAAAAUUUCAUAAGUUUAGAAUUUUUUUUUUAUUGGGUCUUUUUUGACAUUUUGUGUGUCUUGUUUCAACUUCAGUCUUCUUCACAUUUGAGUUUUUUUUUUUUUUCUUUUUUAAUGUUUAUACUUUAGGUGUUAGGUUUUUUUUUUUUUUUUAAUGCGAGAAGGUGGAAGAAUUUUGAUAUAGUACAAUGUAAAUACAAUUGUUAUUUUAUGUGAAUUGAUGAACUAUCCAUUAUUCCA
Molecule: messenger RNA, 1714 nt
Organism: Beta vulgaris subsp. vulgaris (sugar beet)
Lineage: Eukaryota; Viridiplantae; Streptophyta; Magnoliopsida; Caryophyllales; Amaranthaceae
Exons: 1
Coding region: 401-1411 (336 amino acids)
Source: RefSeq, a predicted model, not a curated record